AGAGCAGACCUUCUCUCAUUUAAAGGGUUUUCCCUUUCAUACAUAAAAGCAUAGUGGUUAUUUAAUCGGCAAGUGACCCGUAAAAGGAUUGUGCGCAUUACCACAAGAGAGUACUUUUACACAAGCCUACAUGACGAACUCUGGGGAACCUAAAGAUUUGUGAAAUUCACAAGGUUUGUGUUUUUCUAAAUUUAGUAAAUUCAUACUUUGGACAUAGACUAAGAAAGUGGAAGAAGCAAGACAAGAGAUUGCAUUCUUUGCUUUUAUCUCUCCCUUUUUUUCGGGCUUUAUUUGGUAAUGUACGGUCAUUUUCUCCGGGAACUUUUCUGUGGGCUUUUCCAGGGUAGAGGUGGCUUCCUCAUCCCCUCUGUAAUUCCUGUAUGUAGGGCCUUUCGAAUUAUUCCUCUGGAAAAAGUUUUUCCGCCUUUCUUUUGCCCCCCUGCAGCCUCCUUUUUGCGUAGGGGUGGGGAAUUGCAGUUUGGCCAUUCCCUGAUGCGGAGUUUGGCCAGGCCUUCGCGGAAUUUUCACCCAGCCCGGCCUUUAAUCGCCACUUUUUGCGUUUCUCGCAUGAAUUUCUUAGAAGAAGGCGAAAAAGGAGGAGGCUAUUAUCGAUUUGCGCAUGUGAAUCAAAUUGCACUGGAUGCGGGGGUGUAUGAGAUCCACACAAAGCGUGGAAGUGGGCCAGGUGGACAGGGCACGAAUAGCUCCAGCAACAAAGUUGAGCUGCGCGUCGAUCUGGAGAUGCUCUCGGGGUUUUUUGACGAGGAGAUUAUCAAAAUUAUGCGGAAAAAUGAACAUCAAAAGGCCUUGACUAGGGAUGGGGCGACUCUCGUGGUAAGCUGCCAUGAACAUCGUAGCGCGCUUCAGAACAAGGAGGCUUGCAUUCGAAAAGUGAAGGAAAUUAUCAGGAAAGCCUCAUGGGUUCCAUUUGUGGAUGCCGAACCUAUCAAGACGGGCUCGAAUACUAUUUCUCACUCCAAAAUGGAGCGGCGUCAAAAGCGCAAUUUUAUGAAAAUGCAGCGAGCAGCACGUAAGGGUAAUUGGUGAGAAAAUAAAAUGAUUUCGGCAUAUGGAAGUGGUGGAUGAGGGUUUCCUUUUUCCUUUUCUGUCGGUUUACAUUCGGGCAUAUUCUAUUUGGCCACUGAUGUCUAAGAUGCUGUAAGAGAGAGAAAGGAUAAAAAUACAAGAAGAAGAGUCUACACCCCAGAGGGAUGUUUUGUGUGUGUUUAUGCAGUGAAUUCAGAUUCUUGAAGGAUCAAUUUCACAAACACGGUAA
This is a messenger RNA of Phytomonas sp. Hart1, 1276 nucleotides long. The record is from the annotation of a GenBank genome assembly. Lineage: Eukaryota; Euglenozoa; Kinetoplastea; Trypanosomatida; Trypanosomatidae.